This is a messenger RNA of Homarus americanus (American lobster), 291 nucleotides long. RefSeq names its product pyruvate dehydrogenase phosphatase regulatory subunit, mitochondrial-like. The transcript has 2 exons. The record is from RefSeq and is a predicted model, not a curated record. Gene Ontology annotation, molecular function: oxidoreductase activity. The annotation marks the transcript as partial. Lineage: Eukaryota; Metazoa; Arthropoda; Malacostraca; Decapoda; Nephropidae.
UAAUUUUUUUUAUGGUGAUUGUCUUAAUAAUAAAGAGAAAACAUGAGUCAAUAUGAUUUUUUCAGGUGCCUUAUAUGUGGAAAACUGCUCUGUAGAACGUAUAGUGACAGAUGAAGUACCACACUCACAGAUUGUCCCAAGAGUCACAUAUAUUGAAACCUCCCAGGGUACCAUCCAUUGUGAAUAUUUUGUCAACACUUCUGGAAUGUGGGCUCGCAAGUUGGGAGAAAAGAGUUCACCAAAAGUCCGCAUUCCAGUUUUUCCAGCUGAGCACUUCUAUUUGCAUACAAA